Emiliania huxleyi CCMP1516 is the source of this 1658-nucleotide messenger RNA. RefSeq lists its product as hypothetical. The record is from RefSeq and is a predicted model, not a curated record. Gene Ontology annotation, biological process: activation of GTPase activity; nucleocytoplasmic transport. The coding region runs from base 25 to 1455 and encodes 476 amino acids. The transcript has 4 exons. NCBI's taxonomy places the organism in Eukaryota, Haptophyta, Isochrysidales, Noelaerhabdaceae. Gene Ontology annotation, cellular component: nucleus; cytosol; perinuclear region of cytoplasm. Gene Ontology annotation, molecular function: small GTPase binding; GTPase activator activity.
AACGGCAUCGUCUUCGAGGUGCAGAUGGGGAUGGUGGACCGCGGCGCGGACAUCGCGUGGCUGUCGCAGUACCCGCAUGAGAAGGAGAUCCUCUUCGCACCGCUGUCGGGCCUCGAGGUGCAGUCGUCGCGCGUGGAUGGCUCCGUGUUGGCGCGCGAGGUGCUCGAGAUGCGGCUCAGCAUCAACCUCGCGUCGCUCACCAUCGAGCAAGUCAUCUCGAAGCGGCGCAAGGUGGUGCAGGACAUGUGCGAGCAGCUCAUCGAGCGGCGGCACGGCCAAAUCCAAAAGGACGCGCCGUGGCAGGCGCUGUGCGCCGCGACGGGGAAGAGCGCCGACGACGUCUCCACCUAUCUGCGUGCGCUGCUCGAGCCGAUCGCCAGCCACGACACCGACUACUACAACGAGGACGCCCAGCUCGGCGGUGCCAUCAACGACGCGGUCACCAUGGCGGGGCGCGUCGCAUCAUGGCCAAAGGUGCUGCAGGCGCUCACGAAAGAGCUCAACAUCGACCUGCCGCGGCUACUCACCGCCAGCGUGGUAAAGCUGCAGCCCAAGGUGGCCAACCCGGUCGCGGUGGGCGCGAUCGCCCUCCUCUCGACGCACAUCACCGAGCUCGGCCUCGACAACGCCGCCAUCGGCCCGACCGGGCUGACGAUGCUCGCCACAGCCAUCCACCGCGGCGCGGCGCCGCUGCGCACGCUGAGGCUCGCGGGCAACGUGCUGUGCGGCGUCGACAAGCAGGGCACAGGGAUAUACACAGCGGACGGGCUCUCCAAGCUGUGCGACGCCAUCUCCUCCGAGCACUGCCGGCUCGAGACGCUCGACAUGCGCGGAAACUGCAUCUUCGCAGUGGGUGCGGCGCUGCUCGGCGGGGCGCUGGCCACGAAUCGGACGCUCACCACCCUCGACCUCUCGGACAACAACCUGCAUAUCAACGGCGCCGCAAGCAUCGGCGACGCCCUCCGCGUGAAUCGGACGCUGCGGGAGGUCGACCUGGGCGAGAACCAAGUCCAGGCGGCGGGUGCUAGGGCGCUCUCCCAGUCGCUCGCGAGUAAUCACACCCUGCGCACGCUCAAGCUCUCGCGCAAUAAGCUGCUAGAGGCGGGCGCCACGAGCGUCGGCGAGCUGCUCAGGAGCACCCAGUCCCUCAAGCACCUCGACCUCGGCGACAAUGGCCUCGGCUCGGCCGGCGCCACGCACCUGGCAGAGGCGCUGCGCUCGAACCGGUCGCUGGUAGGGCUGAACCUGUGCAACAACCACAUCAAGGAGGAGGCGCGACUCCUCUUCGCCGAGGCGCUCAAGGACAACGAGAGCCUCACCGAGCUCAACCUCAAGGACGAGGGCAUCGGCGCCGCCCUCAUGGCGGGCGCCGCCGCGCCGACAAAGGCCGCGACAAAGCUGCUCGAGAGGACAAAGACCUUCAAGCGAGGCGCGCAACCAGGGCCCGCGGCGUGAGCUUGGCGCUCUCGAGCCUCGAGCGCAACGGGAAGGCCGCGUACCCGUUUAUACCCGCCCAUGCGGCCUACUCGCGUGCAUUCGGCCUCCCAUGCUGGCGACGUGUGUAUAAACGCCGGCGAGGCCCUAGCCCCUAGGCUUGGGCUCGGCCAGGUUUGCCUCUCGCACCCCGUCUGUUUUCCUUUCCUUUUUUCUCUACAGCA